CCCACCGCGUGCCCUCCCCUCCCCUCUGGCUGCGGGAAAAGCGGCCGCGGGCGCCGCUGCUCACUGUGGGGCGGGCAGCGGACAAGAUGCGAGCGCGGGCGCAGCGUCGGCCGCUCUGGGCCGCGGUGCUGGCGCUGGGGGCGCUGGCGGGCAUCGGCGUCGGAGGGCCCAACAUCUGUACCACACGAGGUGUGAGCUCGUGCCAGCAGUGCCUGGCUGUGAGUCCCGUGUGUGCCUGGUGCUCAGAUGAGGCCCUGCCUCCUGGCUCAUCCCGCUGUGACCUGAAGGAGAAUCUGCUGAAGGACAACUGUGCCCCGGAGUCCAUCGAGUUCCCGGUCAGUGAGGCCCAGAUCCUGGAGGCCAGGCCCCUCAGCGACAAGGGUUCUGGAGACAGAGCCCAGGUGACGCAAGUCAGUCCCCAGAGGAUUGCGCUCCGGCUGCGGCCAGAUGAUUCGAAAACUUUCUCCAUCCAAGUACGGCAAGUGGAAGAUUACCCUGUGGACAUCUAUUACUUGAUGGACCUGUCCUAUUCCAUGAAAGAUGAUCUCGGGAGCAUCCAAAACCUGGGUACCAAACUGGCCUCCCAGAUGCGCAAGCUCACUAGCAACCUGCGGAUUGGCUUUGGGGCCUUCGUGGAUAAGCCUGUGUCACCCUACAUGUACAUCUCCCCGCCAGAGGCCCUCAGAAACCCCUGCUAUGAUAUGAAGACCACCUGUUUGCCCAUGUUUGGCUACAAACAUGUACUGACGCUAACUGACCAGGUGACCCGUUUCAAUGAGGAAGUGAAGAAGCAGAGUGUAUCCCGGAACCGAGAUGCCCCAGAGGGGGGCUUUGAUGCCAUCAUGCAGGCUACAGUCUGUGAUGAAAAGAUUGGCUGGAGGAAUGAUGCAUCCCACUUGCUGGUGUUUACCACGGAUGCCAAGACACAUAUUGCAUUAGACGGAAGGCUUGCAGGCAUUGUUCAGCCCAAUGAUGGGCAGUGUCAUAUUGGCGGUGACAACUAUUACUCUGCCUCUACUACCAUGGAUUAUCCCUCUCUGGGCCUGAUGACUGAAAAGCUAUCCCAGAAGAACAUCAAUUUGAUCUUUGCUGUCACUGAAAAGGUCGUCAACCUCUACCAGAACUAUAGUGAGCUCAUCCCAGGGACCACGGUGGGGGUCCUGUCCACUGACUCCAGCAACGUCCUCCAGCUCAUCGUCGAUGCUUAUGGGAAAAUCCGCUCUAAAGUGGAACUGGAAGUGCGCGAUCUUCCUGAGGAGCUGUCACUGUCCUUCAACGCCACCUGCCUCAACAAUGAGGUCAUCCCAGGCCUCAAGUCUUGUGUGGGACUCAAGAUCGGAGACACGGUGAGCUUCAGCAUUGAGGCCAAGGUGCGCGGCUGCCCCCAGGAGAAGGAGAAGGCCUUCACCAUCAAGCCAGUGGGCUUCAAGGACAGCCUCACUGUCCAGGUGACUUUUGACUGUGACUGUGCCUGCCAGGCGUGGGCUGAGCCUCACAGCCACCGCUGCAACAACGGCAAUGGGACUUUUGAGUGUGGGGUGUGCCGCUGUGGGUCCGGCUGGCUGGGCUCACAGUGCGAGUGCUCCGAGGAGGACUACCACCCCUCCCAGCAGGAUGAGUGUAGCCCCAAGGAGGGCCAGCCUGCCUGCAGCCAGCGGGGUGAGUGCCUCUGUGGCCAAUGUGUGUGCCACAGCAGUGACUUUGGCAAGAUCUCGGGCAAGUACUGUGAGUGUGAUGACUUCUCCUGUGUCCGCUACAAGGGGGAGAUGUGCUCGGGCCAUGGCCAGUGCAGCUGUGGGGAUUGCCUGUGUGACUCUGACUGGACCGGCUACUACUGCAACUGCACCACACGCACCGACACCUGCCUGUCCAGCAAUGGGCUGCUGUGCAGUGGCCGGGGCAAGUGCGAAUGCGGCAGCUGCGUCUGCGUCCAGCCAGGCUCCUAUGGGGAUACCUGCGAGAAGUGUCCCACCUGCCCAGAUGCCUGCACCUUUAAGAAGGACUGUGUGGAGUGUACGAAGUUUGAGCGCGGCACCCUCCACGAGGAAGGCACCUGCAACCGCUACUGCCGCGACGAGAUUGAGUCUGUGAAGGAGCUCAGGGACACUGGCAAGGAUGCAGUGAAUUGCACCUACAAGAAUGAGGAUGACUGUGUUGUCAGAUUCCAGUACUACGAAGACUCCAGUGGCAAGUCCAUCCUGUAUGUGGUAGAAGAGCCAGAGUGUCCCAAGGGCCCUGACAUCUUGGUGGUCCUGAUGUCGGUGAUGGGGGCCAUUCUGCUCAUUGGCCUUGCCACGCUGCUCAUCUGGAAGCUGCUCAUCACCAUCCAUGACCGGAAAGAGUUUGCUAAAUUUGAGGAAGAACGAGCAAGAGCGAAAUGGGAUACGGCCAACAACCCGCUGUAUAAGGAGGCCACGUCCACCUUCACAAAUAUCACCUACCGGGGCACUUAGUGACAAAGCGACCAUCCUCUGAGUACUUCAGGCCGUGCCAGUGGAGGCUGUUUCUGCCAUCAGUCUAUGGAUGACAGUGGGUGGGUGGGCGAAUACAUGGUGUGUGAGUGUGUGUGUGUAUGUGUGUGUGUCAGGGGAAUGUGUGACUUGGCAUCCUCAUGAGCACAGCUCCUGCGCCUUUGUCCUCAGAAUGCUACCUGCAGGGAUUGUGCCUGCUUCGCUUGAUGGUGAGUUCUGAGCCCAGCAGGUGUCCUUCAGUACCUCAGAGAAAAGCCAGCACUCCUGGCCACCCCUUAUCCCUGAAGAAAAGAGCAUGGCUGAGACCUCUCAUCCCCGAGGAGGCCAAGCUGCACCAGUCCUGGAGUUUGGCCUGUGCCUCUCAGGUCUGACUCCCAACAGCCACAUCGAUGAGGGUGGGGUGUCACCGCCACCUGUGUCCUCAGUGUCUCCAUUCAUGUCCUCUUCCCCGGGGCCCCAGGAGGAGUCAGGGGUGUGCUGACAGUAACUUUUGCCAUCACCUCAGUCUGGCUUUGUCAUAAGGCUUUGUCACCUGAUUCUUUGAACUUCUGAGAGUGAAGCCUGCAGGGCCACUCAGGGCCACAUGGGGUCUGAGGGAUGUGCCAGCAUCCUCUGAGACCUAAUUAUAACUCUUUGGAUUUGCCUCAUUGGCAGUUCAAGUCUGUCACCAUCAAACCAGCACCAUCUCCUUACCUCCUACUUCCAUGCCCUCGCUGUUGUAGAUGUUUUUUUUUUUUUCUGUGUACUGGGCUUUCUCUCUUGACCCAGUGUUUUUCUUCCAAGGGAGACCCAGCAGGUUUUCUGCCCUUGGUCCAGGGUCCCUUCCCACCCCUGCCCCUUACUCCUGUGUUCUACCCAGGGCCUGGGAGUGGUUGCAUUUUUCUACCUCUUGAGCGUCUGGUGAAGAAAUCGCUCUGAGUGUCUGCUGGGCAUAAGUGCCAGGAUGGAACAAUGCGCCAGCCAUGUAGUCAUUGUGGCUCCUCCUAUCGGCUGGACAACCUCAUUCUAACUCAGUUUUUAACCUGAGGGGCCAUGGUGCAGUUUUAUUUCCUUCUCUUCGGGACACCUGAAACCACAAUGAGGUUUGCUUAACUGAAAAGAACAUGUGAAUAGAUAUCCUUGCAUUAUGUUUGCAAUUUUAUUGGAUGACAAAAAAGGAGAGUCUGAAAAAUCAUGAAGACGUGGAAGGAAGCACACUGCCACUUGGUACCACUCAGACUGAAUCACUGCUCAGUUGCUGGGGCUGCGAGGAGCUCUCCCUCUUCCUAGAAGCCCAAGGGCAUGGCAAUAUGGACACACUGGACCUUUCCUGAGGAGGAGGGACUUUUCUUUUGUCUCAACAAUAGCAAUUGUUCCAUUAGUGUUGACAUCCACCCAACAGUAAAAAUCACCACCCUGUCACCCCAGAAAAAGAGAAAGACCAAUAAACGGUGUUCUGAUUGAUAAUCAAAAAACCCAAGUCCUGGCCUCCGUGAUGCAGCCAAGAUGACUUUCACUCUAAUUAAGGCAAAUCACUUUCUUUCCCCCAUGCCUUAGUUUUCCAGUUUGAAAAUGGAGUUGGACCAGCGUAUCUAGAAGGUCUCUUUUACGGUCAACAUUCUAGGAAGCUGAGACUUAAACGAUAACAAUAGACACACAGUCUGUGCAAUAUUGACUAGAUAUUGAUUAGCUAGACCUGGCCUUGCCAAGAGCAGAUGUCAUUCUUACGUUCCUGUGACAGUCUCAUCGUGUCCUCCCUUCCAUCAGAACCCCUUCUCCAACUUUUGUUAACAGGUACAUGUCCUGAUGUAGCACUUAAGCACCCUGGUUGUUUUUUCUUAGUUCACUUUCCACACAUUUAUACCCACAUAUUAGGAAAGAAGAAUUAGCCAACGGCCCACCCAUGUGUCAGCCAUGAGAAUAAGGCUUGGAGUUAAAGAGGCAAAUGCCUGAACCCUGUCUUGCCUGUAGAUUACCUCCUACUGUUGACGGUGGGACUGUGGCAGAAGGAUAAAUAGACAGAGGGGAGGGGCGAUCACCAGUUCAGGAAGUGUAGAAGCUUCCUGUGACCUCCAGCUACUGAGACCUACUUUAUGAAUAGAGCAGUGGGAUAUUUUCUUCAAAUGGCUUAAAUGAAACUCCAUCAAAGGAGAGAAACAUCUUGCAAAUGGGAAAAGGAGGAGGAAUCUAUUCUGAGCCUCUUGAAUGAGGCUUAUAGGUGUUGAAGACCAAUGCUGUUUGUGAUCAUGUGGGGAUAACUAGCUGUGCUCAUGAGAUCACAGGUACAAUUUUGGCCGCACACAGAUUGACUGUCUAACUGGUAUCCCAGCAUCGGAUUAUGUGGUGCAAAUGGACUGUGUACCAUCCUUCCUUUUUGGGAAUACUUUUUGUCCAAUCUCAGGGUCUAUGUAUCAUAACAGGAAAUUUUGAACAUUCCAGUCAAGUUGUCAUAUUGAGUCAGCUCUUUACCUUUUGGAUAUUUCUAGGCCGUCCAUGAAUUCUAGAUGCUUCUCCUUGUUAAGUUUUCCUGGCUGAGAUGAGCUCAGUGCCUUCCUGAUGUGCUAACCACCUUCUGUGUUUGAAUUGUGCAGCAGUGAAUUAAAUGUGCUUUCCCA
This is a messenger RNA of Ochotona curzoniae (black-lipped pika), 5065 nucleotides long. It is a transcript of the gene ITGB3, whose product is annotated as integrin subunit beta 3. Gene Ontology annotation, molecular function: integrin binding; fibrinogen binding; fibronectin binding. Lineage: Eukaryota; Metazoa; Chordata; Mammalia; Lagomorpha; Ochotonidae. Gene Ontology annotation, biological process: cell migration; integrin-mediated signaling pathway; cell-matrix adhesion. The coding region runs from base 87 to 2453 and encodes 788 amino acids. The record is from RefSeq and is a predicted model, not a curated record. The transcript is spliced from 15 exons. Gene Ontology annotation, cellular component: integrin complex; focal adhesion; cell surface.